UUUCGUCGCGUCUGUGUGUUGAUCAAAGCGAAUAAUUUUAUGAGUGUCUAGAAUGCGCCUGCGCUUUCGUUUCAUGCGAAUAUAUACAUACUGACGUGCAUACAUACUCGUACAUACAUAUGUACAUACGUACUCGCACAUAUUUUAUCUGCGGCUUGUACCUCUUGAUUUUGAUCUGCGCAAAUUCGAUGUUCAAAAUUAUUUAUCAAAGCAGUGAAAAAUCAAAACAACAAAUAAAAUUAAAGCAAAAGAAAAAAAUUAUAUAUAUGUAUGUAUGCACAUAUGUACAUAUAUGAAAAUAUACAUAAAUCUGUAAGCGUUAAUUAGCGAAAUUAAUAUUUAUGUUUUUUCAUUUCUUGUGCUCAAUUCGUUGUGCUUUCGAUACUAAAAAGCAUAAGUGCCUAAAACGAAAGAAAUUAUUUUAAACGGUUGCUCGUUCCUUCGACGUCACUUCUGACGACUUCGUUCAUGUGACGUCACUUGUUUAUUGCUUUUUUUUCAACGGUUCGCCGUCGACACAAUUGAAGCGCGUGUGACAAACAACAAUAAAACACCGAAAAUACCGCACGAAGUCCGAAAAAAACGCCAAGACGACGACGGAAACGAUGUCUUGGAGAUAAAAUAAGAAAAAUACUAAAAAUUUUACAAAGCAAAACACGACAAAGGCAAUAUACAUACAUACAUACAUAUAUACAUAUGUAUUUAUGUAGUUCGAUUCGAGGCAUUAAAAGCGACAAGUGGCGAAAUACGCACACAUACAAGCCGACAUAUUCACACAUACGCAAAUAAAUACAUAUAAUAAAGUUUAAACCGAGCAAAAUUGUGUAGCAUCGGAAAAUUACAAAAAAAAAAAAAUAAAAAAAGUUGUGCAAAAAGUGAAGCUAUUUGACCGCUUGUUAUGCAUAUGUCAAAUUGUUGUAAUGUCAUAACGGCUAUAUAACAGUGAAAAAAACUGUCCACUUGGAGAUAAAAAUUGCAACACCAAACUAUUUGUAAUAAAGAAUCGGAAGACCAAUAUCCUUGUGUAGUGCUUCGUUUGUGCAUAGUAUUAAAAAAUGAUAUACAAGUUUUUACAUGAGAAGUGGCAAAAUAUUUUAUAAUUUGAAGCUCGUUAUAUGGAAAUUAAUUAAAAUAUACAAAAAUACUCAAAAGGUGGAUAUGAAUAUUGCGAAGUGAAAUUUAAACACAUAAUUCAGUGGUUUGAUAAAGUUCUGUCUAUAAUUAAUAUAAGGAAAAAUCGAAUAGCUUCGAAUUGUGUGUUAAAAGCGUUAUAAAAAAUUGUUCCUAAUAGAAAAUUGUUCAACGACAACCACAAAACUAAAAGACACAACCAAACAUGAGUCAACACAUCCGCAGCAUGAACUAAUAGUACUGUCUAAAAAGUUGACCUCGGUGUUUGUGCAAAAAAUGCCGAAAUCCAUACGGAAAAACGAAGUGACGAAUACGAUGAUGCCAUUGAAUGGAACUUGAUGUAUGGCAAAAAGUGAAAACCAACCUCAAAAUUUGUUAUUUAACGAGAAUACAGACUAUUUUAGAACACACAGAGUUUCCCAGGCAACAUUAAAUCACUGAAUUAAGCAAAGUAAAAAUAUUACUAAACGGAAUUCCCCGAGAAUUUAAUGCGCCAAAAAGGGGAAAUCUAAGUCAAUGUCAAAAGUUAGUCCAAAAGUAAUUAGCCAGAAUGGAUGUUAAUUGUGAGCGAUUGAUCUUGAGCGCCGCACACGAUCACAAUCAGAGUCGCGGUCGCGUGGAUAUGCCGAGGCAACGGCUUGACAACAAUGCGCUGCGUGCAGAACGCGGCCGGCGUUGGUCGGCGGCGGCAGCAGCGGCGCAGCGUACACAAAACUCCACCGAUACGGGAGGGGGAGUGCAGGAGUGGCGAGCUGCUGAUGACAACAUGACGUUGGUAAUGCGCGAAAGCGAGACCCACUGUAGCAGCAUUUGUAUCAUCUGCCGUCAACGAGUGGAGGAGUGUUGCGCGCGUUGUUGUAGCAAUUACUCACCUGCAACAAUAGCCAAUAUUAAUGGCAGCAGUGUACGACAAGUGACGCAGCAUAAAAGUUCACACAGCAGAUGCACAACGAUUAACUCAUCAACAUCAUCAACAACAACAAUAACAACCAGUGCAACAACACACGCAGCUAAACCCGAUUACAACGAUCAUCAGUUGCUCUUUAUGCAGGACAAUACGUGUGCAUGCGAUGGCAAAUGCGUAGACUGUUGCAAACCUCGCUCAGUGCAACUGCCGCCUGCAACAGCACAAACAACAAAGCUAGUUAACGGUGAUGGCAAUACGUCAAAAUCACUGGCACAGCAAACAGUGCAGCAGCAAUCGGCGCAACCUACUAAGGAGGCCACAGUGGCGUUGGCGUUUGUGUGCUGCAACUGUCGACGGCAAAAGCGACAAGGAAGCAGCAACAAUUUCUUGCACACCAACGAUGUGUCACCUGCACCAGCAACUGCUUUGGGUACACCUUUCGGGGUAGCUGAUUUAUUGGCAGUAACAACGAAAACGACGCCACCAUGUUCAACACCAUUACAUGCAGCGCCAAUGCUAAAUACAACAACAAUCACAACAGAUUUAGAGUUGACAACAACAACUGCAGCGUUCACUUUUUCACCACCAUCAUCUUCAUCAUCAUUAGUUCAUACCACCUGUACAAAUUGCAACGAGCAACAUCAAAAAAACCCGGUUGCUGCAACAGCAAUAGCAACAGCAACAACCACAAGUAUAAAUUCACCUGCGCCUGCGCUCAUCGAUAAAGCUCUGCGCACUUUUCAGAUUUUAUUAUUGUGCAUUCAGGUACAACUUUUGCAUCCUGUACACGAAAAAAUCCAUAGUUUUCUUUACAAAAACAAAAACAAUAAUAAUAGCAAUAGCAGCAACAACAGCAAAGAAUAUAUGACAAAUAGUAAUAUUAGCAGUAGACACAGUAGAAAUUGUAAUACGAAUACGAAAUCCAAUAAAAGACAUGCAAAUGAUAAAGCACAACUGCAAAUGCUCGCGUGGCAAGAGCAGCCGCAACAAAAACAACAACAACAACAACGUCCUCCACUCUCAAGACUGAUGCAACAAAUUCGCUGUAAUUCCUACUACAAUAAUAAUAAUAAUAAUGAUAAUACAAAUAAUAAUAUAAUGGAUAUAGUCAAUAGUAACAAUAGUUAUGCAAAUAUAUUUAAUACAUCACGAACCGAGCAACAACAACAAUACGCCAAUGCUAACGCCAACAAGACUAGCUGUAAUAAUAGAUAUUUAAGUAACGAUAUAUGCUCGCAACCGCAACAUCACAUUAGCUACCGUACAGUACAACAAAAAUCACAGAUAUUACAACAACAACAACAUGUGCAUCACUAUAAUUUAAUAUUACCAUCGCCAACAACACCACCAACAUCACAUCGACAAAAUGUUUUGCAACAGCAGCACAGUCACCACAAAGCGAGCAAUAUCGCCCCCUCAUCAUCACUACAAUUGCAAUUACAACAUUUGCGUUACUUCAAAAUGCCAAAUCUAACAAUUUUGUAUAAGUUACUACUUAUUCUGUCGUUCCUAUCACUAUUUCUGCCAUCGAUAAAUGCACAGACAUCACACGCGAUUGCGACAUCGUCAGCGGCGUCGGCGCCUAGCCGCAACGCUAUCCGCACAUCACCGGUGGCUUUGGGCCGCAACGAGACUGUAUGCCGCUCCUUAGAUAUACGUAACUCUCCCAGCGAAUUGAAUCAGUUGCGCAAUUGCACGGUCAUAGAAGGUUUCCUACUCAUAACACUCAUGAAUCAGCACAAUCCGCAGGAGUUCACACAGACCUUUCCUUUGCUAACUGAAGUCACGGAAUUCAUCAUCAUUUAUCGGGUUCACUAUCUACGAUCGCUGUCACAAAUCUUCCCGAAUUUAAGCAUCAUACGUGGUACAACACUAUUUGAAGGUUAUGCUCUCAUUGUCUACUACAAUCCACAUCUGGAGGACUUGGGCCUCUCCAAACUAACAACCAUAUCACGUGGUGGUGUCCGACUUGAGAACAAUAUCGUACUUUGUUAUGUGAAGACAAUUGCUUGGAAGCGCAUUGUAAACCGUGACGCAGAAAUAACAAUCGAGAACAAUAGCAAACUGAUUGAGUGUCCCAAAUGUCCGGGAGACACAAAGCCUGGCAGAGAAGAUGGCGUCGAUACAGAAUUGGCCUGCAAGGAAUUCGAUGGACAAAGACGUUGUUGGAGCAAUAAGAAGUGCCAAAAGAUCUGCCCGGAUCGCUGCAAAAAUAAUUGCGUGGACGAGAACACUUGCUGCAAUGAGAACUGCCUUGGCGGAUGUUCGCCCAACAACUUAGACGAAUGUAUCAGCUGCCGCGAUUUCUCCAUCUACAACAACACCUGCAUCGAGAAAUGUCCCCCAAAUUACUUUAGCUACUUGGAUCGUCGCUGCCUCACAGCCGAGGAAUGUAUUGGAAUCGGUACGAAAUUCGAAAACAAUAAACCACAGAUUAUUGUGCCUUAUGACGGAAAGUGCUCAACUCGCUGCCCAAAUGGAUAUAACAAAAUCGGCUCGACGUGCCAGGCAUGCGGCGACAACUGCGUGAACAAGUGUGAUGGGGCGCACAUCGAUAGUGUGGAACGCGCGAAGGACUUUACUGGUUGCACGCACAUUGUUAAAAAUGGCCUCACCAUAAGCAUUAAGCGUGGCGGAAAACACUUAAUGGAAGAGUUGGAAUCCGGUCUGUCAUCCAUUCAAGAAAUUAGCACAUUUCUAAAGGUACAAGGUACAUACGGGUUGACAUCAUUGUCGUUUUUCAAACACCUAAAGCGUAUUAAUGGCACUGAGCUCAGUGAAAACAAAUUUGCAAUUUAUGCGCUUGAGAAUAAUGAUCUCGAAUCAGUUUGGGGCGAUAAUCGUACCGUACAUAUUGAGAGGGGACGCGUCUUCUUCCAUUUCAAUCCAAAGCUAUGUUACAAUGAGAUUGAGAAAUUGCUGCCGAUGAUGAGAGAAAACGCAACGUUCGAUAAAAAUGAAGUGGCCACAGAUUCCAACGGACAUAAGGGGUCAUGUAACACAGAAUUGUUGAAUGUUACUGUGUCAAAGGUGUCGAGUCGUGUGGCGGUUGCGGAAAUCGAGAAUCCACUGGUAUUUGAUGAUAAUCGCACCUUCAUCGGUUAUCAGUAUUUUCUAAUGGAGGAUAAGUACAAAAAUGCCACCAAAUAUUCACAGCGCAUCUGUGACGACGGCUGGAUUGUAAGUGAUCCCACCAAGGAUAACCAAUAUAUCUUCGUAAAUCUGCAACCAUACACGCAGUACGCGUAUUAUGUUAAAACUUGGACCAUAUCUUCGGAGAAGCGUAACGCACAAAGUAAUAUACAUCAUUUUAAAACCAAAUCUGCGCAACCCAAAUUCGUACAAAGCCUAAACGCCUACGCAAUAUCAAGCUCUAAAAUCGCUAUUACAUGGACACCACCCGCGAAUCCUCAAGGCAAUCUAACGGUCUAUCGCGUACAUGCUACUCUUGAUAAACGUAGUCAAGUCUUGGAUUCACGUAACUACUGCAAAGAUCCUGCACAAAUAGACAAAGACGAUGAUACAAAGGAUCCUACACGGAAUAGCCCUGGUGGGGUGACGGAACCGCCAAACGCUGCCAAUUGCAAAUGUGAUGGUGAGAAAUCGCCAAAUCACAGCGAUAUAGAUACCAGUGAGGCAACAAUUGUGGCUGGCAUUGAUUUCGAGAAUACACUGCAGAAUUUCAUUUAUGUCAAACACACAAACGAUACCAAAAAGCCUAAACCGAAAAAUGUUGAACAAAACAAAAUAUCUCUCACUGAAAUGGAUGCUAAACGACGACGCCGACGCAGUGAGGGCGAUCCCGAGGAUAGUUUUCUUGUACGCCACAUGCGUGCUACGCCCGAUAAUUUCGAAAAUAUUAUACUUAAGACAACAUCUGAAGAUGGUAGCAAAGAGGAUGCGACCAUUAUAACCACGGUGGCGCCAAUUGAGCGAACCACACUUGGUAAUAGAAAUGCAUCGGGCAAUAGCGACAACCGUAUGGAUGCAACUGGUCAAUUUUAUGAGACCUUCGUACAAAAUGUGUCCGUCAACACUGUUAAAUAUGAAUUCACAAACCUUAAGCAUUUCUCUUUCUAUACGAUCGGUGUCGAAGCGUGUCGUGAGCCCGAAGAGGGCGCCACCGAGAAGGAAUGUAGUGAUAUACGCAUGAGGUUUGUGCGUACUAAAAAAAUGGAGGGUGUGGACAAGGUCGAAAAUUUGCGCGUUGCUUUAGUACAAACAAAUACAACGCGAAGUGAAGUGCGCAUAAAUUGGGAUCCACCAGCGAAUCCAAAUGGCGAUGUGGUGUCUUACACGAUUUCCUACAAGAAAUCCGAACAGGAUGCUGUGGAGGAGAAACGUUGCAUCACUGAAGUAAAUUAUCGCAAUUUGACAAAUGGCUACACGAUGCCAUUACCGACCGGAAAUUACAGUAUUAGAGUGCGCGCAAAUUCAUUGGCUGGCGAUGGUGUUUAUUCAGAAAUCGUCUAUAUUGACAUUCCGCCUGAAAAAUGGUCUGGAGCUUUGAUUGCCGGCAUUUGUGUUGGAGUCAUUGGUAUUAUCUUUCUGAUGGGUGGUGUAUAUUGGUACGUUCGGCGAAAAUACGCGCCUCCAAACGACAUCAAAAUCAUUCCCACCGUCAAUCCGUACUAUAUAAGCCUGCAAUAUGUGCAGGACGGCUGGGAGGUAGAACGAGAGCGCGUUAUACAAUUAAGUCCACUUGGUCAAGGCUCUUUCGGUAUGGUAUACGAAGGUAUACUUAAAGGCUUAAACGGUACCGAGGAUACACCAUGUGCCAUUAAGACGGUCAAUGAAAAUGCCACCGAUCGCGAACGGAUUAAUUUCUUGAGCGAAGCCAGUGUUAUGAAGCAAUUCGAUACAUAUCACGUAGUGCGGCUACUCGGCGUUUGCUCAGUCGGCCAACCUGCAUUAGUCGUAAUGGAGUUGAUGAAGUUCGGUGACUUAAAAUCAUACUUACGUGCACACCGUCCUGAUAGCGUACAAAGCGAUGAAAUGCCCUUCAGGUACCGUGAAACUGGCGUGCAACCACCACCCCUGAGUCGUGUUUUCCAGAUGGCCAUAGAAAUUGCAGAUGGUAUGGCUUAUCUAUCAGCCAAAAAGUUUGUACAUCGCGAUUUAGCAGCUCGUAAUUGUAUGGUGGGUGCUGAUUUAACAGUGAAAAUUGGUGAUUUCGGCAUGACUCGCGACGUUUAUGAAACAGAUUACUAUCGAAAAGGCGAUAAGGGUUUGUUACCAGUACGUUGGAUGCCGCCAGAAAGUUUACGUGAUGGCAUCUAUUCCACUGCCAGUGAUGUCUUCAGUUAUGGUGUAGUACUUUGGGAGAUUGUAACACUCGCUUCACAGCCAUAUCCCGGUUAUUCUAAUGAUCAAGUAUUGCGUUUCGUCAUCGAGGGCGGAGUUAUGGAGCGCCCAGAUAAUUGUCCAGACAAAAUUUAUGAAAUUAUGCAGCAAUGCUGGGAACAUCGCCCCUCAAAACGACCAUCGUUCUUCAAAAUUAUACGCGUACUAUUGGAACAUGUGCACACCGAUUCCGAGGGUUAUCUUUCGCGCUUUCGUGAAGUAUCCUACUACUUCUCAAAUGAGGGUACGCAGGAGCGUGAAAAAGAACGAACCGAGAGUAUGCAUCCCUCUGGCGAUAUAUUCAGUGAGGAGAAUGAAAUCGAUGACGCUACCACUCCGUUACGUACCGACGAAUUCAAUGAAUAUAAACUCAAUUUGGCUAACACUUCCUCUGUAGAGCAUGAAGGCGAAAGUCCAAUGGCCAUCGACGAUGACCAUCCUCACUCUCCAUAUAGCCACAGCCUAGACUCAGCCAACAUUAUCAGCAGCACGCCUGACGGCCAGUCCAAAAAUAGCUACAAUUUCUCGCAAAUGUCGCACAACAAUCAAACUCUGCUAAGUUCGGUGCCAUCGACAUCGGCAGGUAUUGUUAGCGGUGGUUCUCACUCACAUUCUCAUCAGCUACAUCAACCGGGUGCACAACUACGACAAACGCGCUACAGUCAGUUUCCAACUGAAGAGGCGGCAGCCAAUUACGUACUACCAGACUAUGAUCCUCGUACAGAAUUUAAUGGUAAGAAUGAACGACAAAGUGCCUUGAGCGGUGCUAGGAUGGAAACUGAUGAGCGCGGUUAUGAGAUGUACGAUCCAAGUCCGAAUUACCGUGAACAUGGACCGUAUGACGCAGCUGUAGACGAGGACGAUUUUGAUGGUUUACCAACGACUGGUCAUAGCUCCAGAAUCGGAAGCGGCGGCCAACAACUAUUGCCACGAAAUAAGCCGCGACAUCGCAUGCCCACCAUAAUGCCAAUGUCUAGUUCAAUGCCCGAUGAAAUGACGGGUACACCUAUUGCUUCAUCGCUGCAUCCAUCUACGGCAUCGGCCGCUUCGUCAAAUGCCUCAUCAACCAAUACGACAACGGGACGCUAUUCGGGUCUAAAAGCCGUGGCCGACAAAAUGCGCUUUAAAAACAUUAAUCGACGCAUUUUUAAUCACAAGCGUACGGGUAGUAAUGCUAGCCAUAGAAGUACGAGUUCUAAUCCGAACACCACCACGUCUUCGAGCAGCACUUCUAAUAUAGCAGCGGGGGGAAGCAUUCGUCGCGAAAAGAGUGUAAGCGGUCAGAAUUUGGGUACAAUUGAGAGUGGUGGCAGUGGUAGUGCUAGCAGCUAUGUAACACCUCGUUUUUUCACUCCUUCCUCCGAUGUACUAAAUGCGAGCAGCAAUCCUAACUACCGUUUGUUAGAUGAAACUGCAAACACAUCGUGUCUUUCCGGCGCAGGUGACGCGAGUGAUUUCCCAACAAGUGGUAACAGGAAUUACAAACGCCUUGACGAAUCAUUAAAUGCCACAUUAACACCUGGCAAGCCCGUCGGUACGCCAUCUAGUAACAUUGCUUCGUUCACACCUCGACCGUUUGCAAAAUCUAUUGAUAACGCCCCCUAUACUCUGAUGGGUGCCGCGGGGUCAGAUUCUACACUGCGUACCACUGAUAAUCCCAAUUACGUUGUAAUGAAUCAACCAUCAGCACUCACCCAACCGCCUUCAAAACUGUCGCAAACAGCCACUACAAGUCCAAUUGCAUUUGCGCAAAGAAGUGACGAUGCCGCUUAUACAAUGAUGGGACCUACGCCAUAUGAACCAAGCACUCAUAUAUCAUCGACAUCAUCGCUUGACGACGAUCCCAAAGUGGUUGCUCAUGAUGAUGACGAUGAAGAUAAUGAUGAUGAAGAUGAUGAGCCGACUGAACAUAUAAGAAUGGAACUGCUCGGUGGUCAUCGGCGUGGUAGCGAUAAAGCGCAACAACAUCGCAAGUCGCGUGGAAAACGAAGCCGCAGCGAAAGUCAAAACAAAUUGGACGAAAAGACUACACAAAAAAUCGGAAACUCACCCGGAACAACUCCUACCAGCUGCUACACAACCCCCGCUGAAGGUGGCAGUAGCUAUGUAAGCUUAACACCUGCAUCAACAACAGCGACUACAUCUUCGCCAGCUACGCAGUCUAAACCUUCUACCACUUACUCACUCAAAGAGAAGUGGUUACGGCAGCAAUCACAGCAGCCACAACAACCGCCACCAAAUGGUUUCAUCGGGCGUGAGACGUAGUAACAGGAAUCGAAGGAAUAGCAUAGAACGAAAAAGACAAGGAAGCGCACACUGCCAAAAUAAAACAAAACGACGAAUCUUAAGAAAGUUCAUUAUGUAGGACAAGUGGCGAAUAUAUUGGCUCCAAAACAAAAUUUCAAAAUAUUAUAAAUUCUACGCGGUGGCAAUAAGUAUACACAUAUAUGUAAUUUGUUUGAUAGGUGUACAUACAAAGUAGAUGACACAUGCUGAGUGCAAAUUUUUGUUUUUUCCUACUAAUAUUUUUAAGACAAAAAAGUAAAUUAAAUUAAAUAAAUACUAUUCUAUAUGUAUGUAUGUGUGCAUAUAUAUAUGCAGAUAUAUACAUAUAUAUUUAUAUACGAUAUGCCAAGCAUCAUUUAGUAUAAUGAUGAAAUAACAAACCAAAAUCGUUGAGACAUUCGCAGGCUUGCGUGAAUUGGAUGCAUGAGAAAGAGGUGCUUCAUUUAACACAAAAAAUUGUAAUUAAAAUAUUAAAUGAUAACAAAAUGCAUAUGUGCUCGCUGAAACGAAUGUGUAGAGAAGAAAAUUAUUUAAAUUAUUGACGAAACAACAAUUAAAAGAAGCUUAUAAGUAGCUAGCGUCUGCAUAUAUGCAUUUAUUUUGACAGAAAGUAGCGAGCUUUAGUAAAAAGUGCAUGAAUGAUUGGUUAUAACAAUGUUAAAGAAAGAUAAGCAAUGUGUUAACAACUAAAGAGUUUUCCAACGCUACAAUGCAUUCACUAUAAAUUAAUUAUAUUAAAGUAGUAUGUAAAAUAAAAGCACUCAAGGUUGAAUAGAGAAUACAAAGCGCGCUAAUUUAAAUAAUAUUGCGCCCUAAGCAUUAUCUCGUCAGUGGUGUAAUGACUAUAAUGUGAUGUCUUUAAUGACUUGUUUAUGGCAAUUUCGAAACCAAAAUAAUACGACGAAAUGGCAUUUCCUGCAAAUAAGACAUUUCUUAAAGUUUUCUGCAAAUAAGAUAUUUUUUACAGUUUUUGUAUUUUCGAAAAUGACAAAUCCGCAAUCUUUUGUUGUAUGCGCACAUAACGAGUUUUGUUUCACUAAAGAUUCCUAAUUUUGUUAGACUCGCCAAAAUAUUGAGUUUAAUUGCAGACAUCACAUUACAUACAAAUGCAUUGUAAAUUAGAAGCGAGUGACUUGACAAAGAAUUGCAUGUUGUUACAACAACAACAACAACAACAGUAAUAAAGAAUAUUGUUACAACAACAACAAAAACAAAUAAUAUCAUGUUGUUACAACAAUUACAAAAAUAACAACAACAAAGAGUUGCAUGCAAGUUUCAUUUAGCAACCAUUUGAUUAAAACAAAUUUAAUUAUUUUAUAAAAAUUAUAUUUAGUCAAAAUUUAAUUUUUUACAAAUUAUUAUGCAUAUAACCUUUCACACUGUAUUCUAUGUGUAAUAGAAAUUAAUGUAAUGUACUUAUGAUGCUUUCGGCUUAAAAAAAAUUCAAAACACAAAAUUCAAAAAGAAAAAAAAUAAAUUCAACCAAACAAUACAUACAUAAGUAUGGCGAAAUAAUAAGAAAAAUUUUAAUUAUUAGAAAAUUUAAUAAAUCAUGCUAGGAAAAGUACUAAUGUAAAUGAUUAACUACACGAAGAGUUGGAAAUUUUUAUAUACAUUCGCAGUUUUAGUAAAUAAUUACGAAGAAAUUAUUUAAAAAACAUAUUCUAAUUCAGAUAAUUAUAAAUGUAUGUGUUCAGCCAGGAAACAUUUACCACACAAAUUUUUUUCUACUCAUACUAAACAAUUAUUUACAUAUAAAAGCUACACUUGUUUAUGAAUAUUUAUUUAAGGCAAGCAGACAAGAUGUAUGCAAUUUCAUUACUAUACAAAUGUUAAACAACAGUUAUUCACGGCCUACAGUUAUCAAGAAGAACACUCAUAAAAUACUAUUUUUGAAUGCAUUGAAAAAUUUGGUUAAAAUAUAUCUAAAUAUAACAUAAGAGAAUUAACCACAUACAUACAUAUACCAAAUGUAUAUUGAACUGGCAAUACAUUGGAGAAACGUGGCUAAAAAUGUACAAUGGCAUAACUUGUGAAAAAUGAUUUCCAAAUUAAAGAUAAUUUCAUGCUUCUAUAGAAAUUUUUGAUUUUACACACUGAUUUAUGCACGAAUAACGAUACAGGAUUCACACACCCACGAUAUAUAUUAUAAAAAAUUUAUUUAUAAUAUUAUAAAUAAAAUAAACACAUAAAGUACAAAUUAAAUGUAAGCGCGACACGAAAUAAAAUAAGUGAAGUAACUGAGGGAUUUAUAUUGAAAUAAUGUCUCUUGGCAAAUCGUAAAUACUUAACGAUUUCAAUAUAAUAGCAUAAUUAAUAGUAAUAGGUUUAUAUUGUAAGCAUAACAAAAGUGUUAAUCGAAAAAUAUGUAUGUACAUAAGCAAAAGAAGACGUUAUAAUAAAUUAUGAACAAUAGUUUGUACAGUUGACCGUAAAAUUGAAAAACAUUAAAGGAAAAAAAUAAUAAUUAAAUUUCAUUUUGUUUCAAAAUAAACACUCAAUAACUGAAUAAGAUUGAUGAAGCUAAGAAAUUAAGAGUCGCAACAAGUCGCCAUUAAAUUUACAGCAAACGAAUUGGCGUUUGUGCAAAAUUUUUGAAUUUAUCUAUGUGCAACUUUUGAAAGUAAACAUAAUAAAAAUAUAUAUUUUAUUUAAACAAAA
This is a messenger RNA of Bactrocera neohumeralis, 12328 nucleotides long. RefSeq names its product insulin-like receptor. The record is from RefSeq and is a predicted model, not a curated record. The transcript has 21 exons. Lineage: Eukaryota; Metazoa; Arthropoda; Insecta; Diptera; Tephritidae. Bases 1682 to 9646 code for a protein of 2654 amino acids. Gene Ontology annotation, cellular component: membrane; insulin receptor complex; axon. Gene Ontology annotation, biological process: positive regulation of MAPK cascade; positive regulation of kinase activity; positive regulation of phosphatidylinositol 3-kinase/protein kinase B signal transduction. Gene Ontology annotation, molecular function: ATP binding; insulin receptor activity; insulin receptor substrate binding.